Messenger RNA from Chenopodium quinoa (quinoa), 1340 nucleotides. RefSeq lists its product as uncharacterized. Gene Ontology annotation, molecular function: iron ion binding. The transcript has 4 exons. NCBI's taxonomy places the organism in Eukaryota, Viridiplantae, Streptophyta, Magnoliopsida, Caryophyllales, Amaranthaceae. The coding region runs from base 214 to 711 and encodes 165 amino acids. The record is from RefSeq and is a predicted model, not a curated record.
AAUUUUUGGUAGGGGAAAAAGUAGCACACUUGGAUCCUCCUGUACAAGAAGAUAAGGAAAGCAAAGAAAAGAUAUGAGGGCUUGUGGGGAGUGAGUAUGCCACGCUUUCAACUCCUACCACAAUUACUUGCAUUUUCUCCCUUUAUCUUCACUCCCUCAUUUCUUUUCUUACACUAAUUAACACAACAAAUUUAAAAAAAAAAAAAAAAAAUCAUGGCAAUGACAUUACAGUUGCAGCAACAAGCCACUUCUACCAAGUCAUGGACUAUACCUUCUGCACUGGUGCCUCCUGCAGGCACCAGUAUCGGUCUCAGACGCGCUGCUGAUCGCUUUGCGUUACAAUCAUCUUUCUCGUCUUCCUCCCUCCGUCUUCCCGGUGUUAGUCUUACUGCUGCCCCUAAGUUCUCUAUGCGUGUUGCUUCCAAACAGGCCUAUAUCUGCCGCGAUUGUGGGUACAUUUACAAUGAUCCUCGGAAACCUUUUGAGAAAUUGCCUGACAAUUACUAUUGUCCUGUGUGUGGAGCUCCAAAGCGCAGAUUCAGGGCAUAUGAUCCCCCUGUAACCAAAAAUGUAAAUGACAAAGAUGUUCGAAAAGCAAGGAAAGAACAGAUUAAAAAAGAUGAAGCUAUUGGAAAAGCAUUGCCUAUUGCCAUUUUUGUUGGAAUCGCAAUUCUCGGUGGAAUAUACUUCUACCUGAACAGCACCUAUUAAGCUGUUGAGUUGAAGUUUUGUACUCAACAUAGCUUUUUUCUCAAUCACCCUGUACUUGUGACUUUGUGAGGGUAGUGAUCUCUUUUAACAUCGAUACUGCUACUCUUAAUUCUUUUUGUAUAAUUGUACUAGUGAGAAAUAUUAAAGUACAAACCUGAUGAAAUCAUAUUGAUAUCAUAUUCUAUAUCAUCUCACUGUCCUCAUUCCUGUUUCUCAGUUUUCUGGUAAUUUGACGAAUUUGUUUAACUGAUGAUGGAGAAUGCUGACAGCACUCACAGCAGUGAACGCGUAGUAUGAUCUGAGGUGCUUCAGUGCUUCAGCUUAGAUGUUUUACCACAUACUAGUAGUUUCCUAUGUGCUCAGCCUUACACUCAUCCAGUUUCUUCGAUCACGUUGGUCAAAUACUCAAACAUACCAGCAGCAUCAACUAUUGUGAUAGCCCUUGCAUCCAGCAGUCACACCAGUCACUCAAUCAGUCUUCUACAAAGCUACAUGUCAAACUAUGCUCUAAAUAGUUUGUCAUAAUUCUCAACUUUCUGACUUUCCUGAAAUAUAUUCUAGUCAGUCCUGGCCCUCAAUAGCUGACAAGGUCAUGCAAAUAAAACUCCAUCAGGCUUCUUUGGAUUAAA